Messenger RNA from Chironomus riparius, 462 nucleotides. The record is from the annotation of a GenBank genome assembly. Lineage: Eukaryota; Metazoa; Arthropoda; Insecta; Diptera; Chironomidae.
AUGAGCAGUUUUAAAUUUAAUUUGGAUGAUUCUGAAGAUUAUGAACAUGCAAAUGAGUCAAGAAAAAAUGUCACAGAAUUGUGUACAGAGUCAUUACGUGCUAUUGAGAAAUUAUCAUAUAAGAAACUUCAGCUAUCAUCAAUUAAAUGCCUUAUAAGGGAGAAUAUUGAUAUGUUUCCAAAUCUCAAGCAUCUCCAGUUUGAAUCAGGGCUUGUUGGAAUAUUCCAUGUCCUUAAACAUGCGAGCUUGACCAAUGUCAAUUUGGAAUCUUUGGAAUGCGUUUUCUUUCACAGUGACAUUCUAAAUUCUUAUUCAGUUUACUUUCUUAAUCUGAAAGAACUGUCAGCACUUGAAAUUAUUAAUGAAACAGCUUUUAGUUCCUUUAUUUCUCGUCAUUCAAAGACAUUCGAGAAGAAUAUGAUUGACAAUGCAAGUAAUAUUACUGAAUUAACUGCAAAUUGA